GCUUCCCCUGCUUGGAGCAGAUCGGACAGUGUUCCUGCUGCCCUGGUCUGUGACCUGUGCCCCAGGGACAGGCAGUAAGGUUUGCCUGUGCUGAAAGGUGUGUUUGGGUUGGGGGUCUGUGGGGCAAGUGCAUCUGCACCUUCCCCAAACUCCACAAUGGCAAGGCUCGUCGGAGGGCUUCGGCUUUUCGUGGUGGUUUUCGUGUGUGCAUCUGUGAUCAUGUGCAUCUUCCACAUCUUCGUGGUAUGCGUUUGGGUCCUCCUGGGCUUCUGACCCGCGCCAUGUGUGCGCGGGACUCCAGCCCUAAGUGUCUUACUGUGUCUGUGAGCGUUUUUGUAUUCUGAGUGCGUGCAAGGGCUUUCGCCUGGCUUGGUUCCUGAGACUUGCGCUAAGCGGGCCUGUGUGAGCGCCGCCGCCUCCGCCUCCAGCCGCGUGCUGUCCUGUGUGCGGACCGCGUGCCCAUCGUGCGCAGAAGCCCAGCGCAGCCCCCGGAGCAGCCCCUGCACCGCCUCCGCUCCCCGGACCGCGACCCAGGCCGCCCCGAGAUGAUCGCGACCGGAGCCCUCCUGCGCGUCCUCUUGCUCCUGCUGGCUUUCGGCCACAGCACCUAUGGGGCUGAAUGCGACCCACCCUGUGACCCCCAGUAUGGAUUCUGCGAGGCUGACAAUGUCUGCAGGUGCCAUGUUGGCUGGGAGGGUCCCCUCUGUGACAAGUGUGUAACCGCCCCUGGCUGUGUCAAUGGAGUCUGCAAGGAACCAUGGCAGUGCAUCUGCAAGGAUGGCUGGGAUGGGAAAUUCUGCGAAAUAGAUAUUCGGGCUUGUACCUCAACCCCCUGCGCCAACAAUGGAACUUGCGUGGACCUCGAGAAAGGCCAGUACGAAUGCUCCUGCACCCCUGGGUUCUCUGGAAAGGACUGCCAGCACAAGGCUGGGCCCUGCGUGAUCAAUGGCUCUCCCUGCCAGCACGGAGGCGCCUGCGUGGAUGAUGAGGGCCAGGCCUCGCAUGCUUCCUGCCUGUGCCCCCCUGGCUUCUCAGGCAACUUCUGUGAGAUCGUAGCCCCAACCAACAGCUGUACCCCUAACCCAUGCGAGAACGAUGGCGUCUGCACCGACAUCGGGGGUGACUUCCGUUGCCGCUGCCCAGCUGGAUUCGUCGACAAGACCUGCAGCCGCCCGGUGAGCAACUGCGCCAGUGGCCCGUGCCUGAACGGGGGCACCUGCCUCCAGCACACCCAGGUGAGCUUCGAGUGUCUGUGCAAGCCCCCGUUCAUGGGUCCCACGUGCGCGAAGAAGCGCGGGGCUAGCCCCGUGCAGGUCACCCACCUACCCAGCGGCUACGGGCUCACCUACCGCUUGACCCCCGGGGUGCACGAGCUGCCUGUUCAGCAGCCCGAGCAACACAUCCUGAAGGUGUCCAUGAAAGAGCUCAACAAGAGUACCCCUCUCCUCACCGAGGGACAGGCCAUCUGCUUCACCAUCCUGGGCGUGCUCACCAGCCUGGUGGUGCUGGGCACCGUGGCCAUCGUCUUUCUCAACAAGUGCGAAACCUGGGUGUCCAACCUGCGCUACAAUCACAUGCUUCGCAAGAAGAAGAACCUGCUGUUGCAGUAUAACAGCGGAGAGGAGCUGGCGGUCAAUAUCAUCUUCCCGGAGAAGAUCGACAUGACCACCUUCAACAAGGAGGCUGGUGAUGAGGAGAUCUAAGCAGCGUUCCCCACCCCCNCCCCCACCCCGAGCCCCUCACCCCACCCCCCAAGCCCUUCUCUAUUACCGGGGUUCCUUAGAGCUCUCUACGCAGUCUGCGCUUUUUGUGGUGGAGUUUGCUCUAUUGUGUGGAAUCUAGUGAACGCUAUGCUUACAUAUAUUGUCUUGUGUUGCUGUGUGCCAUGCUACCACGCUAUCUAAGAACCCCUUCCUCCCUAUUAAUGCAUGAAUGAAUAAUAAUAAGAAUUUCAUCUCUAAAUGAGUUAAAGAAAUAAGUAUGUUAUUCUAAACUCUUAUCAACUAUCAAAUAUAAAAUAUCAAAAAGACCAAAAAAAAACAUGGUAACAGAACCAGGACUUGGUGCUGAGGUCCCUCUCCUGGGGGGGAUGUCAGCCACCAGGUCCUCGUGAAACCAUAAGAGUGUUGUGCUUGACCACUCACUGUGAAAAGGGCUAAACUCUUUCGUUCGUUAAUUCUCACGCACACUCACAUCAAGUCUCACACCGCAACCCUUAAAUCUUUCCGAUUGAUUGUGACUCUGCAGUGUGUAGUGGCUGUGUGCCAGGCAGAGAGAGACCCCAGGUUGGCUUCUGGCAGAGAGGUUGGGACCCAGUCCCAACCCAGCUGUGCACUCGCUGUGUGACCCUUGGCGAGAUCCCCCACCUCCAACCCUGGGCCACUUCCCCACCCCUCCCCAUAAGGGAGGGGUGUAGACACCCAAACACCAAAGUCCUCUCUAGCUCCCAAAUUCAGAAUUAGGAACGAGGGAUAUAUACCAAAACACUUCUUGACUCCAAGAGUAGGAUCUGAUGGAGACUUGGUCUCAUCCUGGGAUCCGAAAGGUUUUGGCCUAUCCUGGCUGUACACUUGAUAUUGAGGUCGAUCCCAAUAGCGUUUCUCAAAAUGGGGAGCCUCCUGACUCAUGCCCAGUUUGGGAAAAAUUGGCCCCUUUAGGUCAAAAUGUGCCAUUUGGUGUUGCCUCUUGAGCAACCCAUUCCCCACCCCAGCCCAAGACUCCACCUCAUGCCCCUCAGACCCCACCCCAUAUCUGCCCCUCACCCUGAUGUAGAGUAGAGAUGUGCUUUCAGACUUCAGUGUACCUCGAACCGCAAGUGCCCCCCCCUGGCAGAAUCUGAGUGAGCAAUGCAGCCCCCCACCAAGGUUUGCACAGGCUUUAGUGCACACUAUGGCUUGUGGGGUGUUUCCUUGUUCUGUGGCAAAAGUGGGAAAGCAGCUGUCCACAGCCAUGGAUGUACCUUUGUGUGGCUGAGGUUAGGACCCUCAGACUCCCAAACACCUAGCCAGCUUCUUAAGUAGAAUUUUGACUUAUUUUUAAAAAGAGCAUCUAUCUUUUUUUGCAAAACAAACAAAACAAAAAAACAAACAAAAAAAAAAGUAGAAAGAAAUGGGAGAGAGCCCUGUGUAGCUUCCAGGCUCUUGUUUGGGGUCUGGGUGCUACACGGUCCUUGGUUCCCCGUUAGGAAUAUUUUGCUUCUUAGAUUAUUUGGGUAGGAACCUAUGCUCUAAGCUUUAAGUGUGAGCCGUGUUUACCUUGCUCUGAGUACUUGCUUGCAAGUCAUUGUCACCGUUGCUGUUCGAAUCAUGAUCACAGCACACACUUCAUGGUCAUCAGCCAUUGGUCAUACGCGUCUCCGUUGUCACACAUUAUCGACCCAAUCACCCCUCCAACCUCUACCCCCGGUUCAUUUCACCCAAAGCCCUGACUCAAAGAAUCUCUCCCCAGCCAUUGGUCAUUCAUUACCUUCAGCCCAAGCCCCUUCCAGUUCCACCCUGAAAUCCCACCCCAUUUGGCCCCAGCCUCAUCCUGAUGAGGGUGUGUCCCAGCUCCCCAAAUCUCCACCACCUCCCAUAUCCCUGCCUCCUAGCCCCUUUUCCCCUGGUUCCCUCCCUCCCUCCCUCCAGGCCCCUCCCCUGCCUCAAUAGUCCCGCCCUGAGGCAAACCAGGACCAUCACAAUCACCUCAUUAUCCCAUCUCAUUUUGAGUUCAUUUUAAGAAAUAAAAUCUAAAAAAAUUAAAAAAAAAUAAUUAUUGACAUAUGCCAGGUGGGUUUCUGACCUUCCUGGCCGCUCAGCGUGAGACCUUGACCGAGUCUGCAAAUGAUUCUGUUCCUCAGUUUCCCCAAUUUGGAAUUCUACAAUUGGACAAAACAUCCUAUUUCUCCACUCCACUUUUUUUUUAUUUUUGAUCUCUGUGUUGUGGAGAGCAGCCGUGUCUCUGUGUCUCUCAUGACAAAGGGGGCCCGACUGUUCUCCUAGCAACUCCUCAUCCAUCCAAAAGAUUCAUCAUCCACCAUUCAUCCAGUCAGGGAGUGUUUCCAAGCACCUGCAGAGUGUAAGGCAGUGAGUGUUCUUGGAGCUGUGGGAUGUGCAGGCUGAGGGGCAUAGUCUGGGAAGGGGAGUAGACAUGCAUGCCCCCAGGAAGCCAAGCACAGGGCAGGCAAAACCCCCAAACACUGUGGAAACCGGAUGGUCCAGAGCAGGUGCCUCCCUCAGAGUGCCACCACUUCACCUCUCAACGUGACCAAAGAUCAAGAAACCAACAUCAAUGAGGCCACCCCGUCAAAAUUCCACGGCGUCCACCCAUGCAACAGGAGCAGCAUUUGCAGUCUCACGGUGGUCUUCACGUCCGCAGAAAGGGUCCAUCUGCGACCUCAGGAUCUCUGCUGAGAGCAUCAGAUCUCUGGCUGCCCAUACACAUCUCCUGUGUUUGGUGUAGUGCAGUGUAUGCAACGGGUGGUGAAGCUAAAAGACAGCUGUCUGGGACAUUUUCAAACUAAUCUGACCCCAAAUUAAAAGUGGUGAUAAUUCUGUAACCAAAAUGUCAAUGAAAUGUCCACCAGGGCGCUCUUUCUAGCUUCCCCCAUUCUUUUUUUUUGGCAGGCAAGUCCAGACGCAAUGCAAAAAGAAACAACAACCUUGUUUAUUGUUAAAUAAAGGAACAAGGGCUUUA
Molecule: messenger RNA, 4674 nt
Organism: Mus pahari (shrew mouse)
Lineage: Eukaryota; Metazoa; Chordata; Mammalia; Rodentia; Muridae
Gene: Dlk1
Product: delta like non-canonical Notch ligand 1
Exons: 6
Coding region: 546-1703 (385 amino acids)
Molecular function (GO): Notch binding; calcium ion binding
Source: RefSeq, a predicted model, not a curated record